Molecule: messenger RNA, 3289 nt
Organism: Contarinia nasturtii (swede midge)
Lineage: Eukaryota; Metazoa; Arthropoda; Insecta; Diptera; Cecidomyiidae
Gene: Vha44
Product: V-type proton ATPase subunit C
Exons: 10
Coding region: 347-1504 (385 amino acids)
Biological process (GO): proton transmembrane transport
Cellular component (GO): vacuolar proton-transporting V-type ATPase, V1 domain; lysosomal membrane
Molecular function (GO): proton-transporting ATPase activity, rotational mechanism
Source: RefSeq, a predicted model, not a curated record
UUACUGUGUAAGCAUUGAUAGAAGAGAAAAAAAACAACACCACUUUGAGUGUGAAUACGUUGUAUGUGUAAAUUGUCGUUCUCGUGCAAAUCAGGAGACCAACAACUCAAAGAAAUUCCAAUCAGUUUUCCUCGUCGAAAAUAGCCAGUGUUUUUAUUUUCGCUCAAAAAAUCCAACCUUUAAAAACCGCGUAAUAUUGUUUGCCAAUAAUAGAGCCAAAUUCAAGCAACAUCGAUUCGCGACGACACACACGCACUGUUCUGUGGAGCCAACAAUUUAAAAAGCAACUGAAACAGCCGAUUUGUUAAAAAAAAAAACAAAGAAACAACCAAAACAAGAUUUUACAAUGGCCGAAUAUUGGUUAAUAUCUGCACCCGGUGACAAAACAAUGCAACAAACAUGGGAAACCAUGAACAACGUAACCAGCAAACAGAACAAUCUGUGCGUCAACUACAAAUUUCAUAUACCGGAUUUAAAGGUUGGUACAUUGGAUCAAUUAGUUGGUCUUUCCGAUGAUUUAGGGAAAUUGGAUGGAUAUGUUGAAUCCAUCACACGUAAAGUGGCUACGUAUUUAGGUGAAGUACUUGAAGAUCAACGUGAUAAAUUGCAAGAGAAUUUAUUGGCGAACAACACUGAUCUUCCAUCGUACAUUACCCGUUUCUCAUGGGAUAUGGCGAAAUACCCAAUCAAGCAAUCGUUGCGGAAUAUUGCUGAUAUCAUUUCCAAACAAGUUGGCCAAAUUGAUGCCGAUUUGAAAACCAAAUCGGCCGCUUACAAUAACCUUAAGGGAAAUUUGCAAAAUUUGGAGAAGAAACAAACUGGAAGUUUGUUGACGCGCAAUCUGGCGGAUUUAGUGAAAAAGGAACACUUUAUCCUCGAUUCGGAGUAUUUGACCACAUUGUUGGUUAUUGUUCCAAAAACAAAUGUGAACGAUUGGACCCAAAAUUAUGAGAAAAUCACAGACAUGAUUGUGCCACGUUCAUCUCAAUUGAUUACCCAAGAUACUGACUACGCACUCUUCAAUGUGACACUUUUCAAGAAGGUCGUUGAAGAAUUUAAAUUGCAUGCUCGCGAAAAGAAAUUUGUUGUUCGUGACUUUACUUACAACGAAGAAGAAUUGGCAGCUGGCAAAAGUGAAAUCACCAAACUUGUGACCGAUAAAAAGAAGCAAUUCGGUCCACUUGUGCGAUGGUUGAAAGUGAACUUCAGCGAAACAUUCUGCGCAUGGAUUCACGUCAAAGCACUUCGUGUGUUCGUCGAAUCGGUCCUCAGGUACGGCUUACCUGUCAAUUUCCAAGCAAUUUUGAUUCAUCCAAACAAGAAGAGCGUCAAAAGACUGCGUGAUGUGCUCAAUCAAUUGUACAGCCAUCUGGAUGGCUCAGCAUCGGCCCCAUCAAGCAACGCUGAUAAUGUCGAUAUUCCCGGUCUUGGAUUCGGUCAAUCCGAAUAUUAUCCAUACGUUCAUUAUAAACUAAACAUCGAUAUGGUUGAAUCAAAAAUCUAAACAAAAUGGAGUGGCAAUAAUACAAAAAAAAACACACCUCCAAUGCGCCCAAAAACGAAUCCAAUACAUUUUAAACCAUAAUAAAAACAAAAAACACAAAAAUUAUUACUUCUUACUUUCACCAAGCCAACACCGUAGCGAGAUGUGCCACUUUCUUUUGGAAUGUAUUCAAUCAUCGAUACAAUGGAUGGCGGUGUAACAACAAUCGCAUACACCGCAAUCAUUAUAAACGGAGGGAAAAGAAAUGCACAUCGAAUUCAGAAUGAAAAUAAAAAUAAAACACACAUAAAGUCAUUGACAAAGAACAACAGAAAACGCUCACCAAAUGACUUAUUUGAUGUAUGAAAACAAUGUUUUGUCCCUAAAAUUAGUUAUAUGAUUAGUUCAGCCAAUGGGCAGCAAACACGGCAAAUUGUUUGCAUUCAAGCACACACACAUAUAUACAACAUUUAUUUUUGAAACGUUUAAUUUUCAUUUAAUUGUACUCCGGUGCUAUCUAUUGAUUUUUUUUUAAAAAAGAAAAUUGAUUUUAUUUGAACAAUGAGAAUGAAUCGAUCAAGGUCAUCAAUCCAUUUAUUUAUAAAAUCCAAUAAAAACGAGUGACAUUUCAUUGUUAAUUUUAUUAGUGCAACUACGAUUAAAACCGGUGGUCAAUAGUUUUUGAUAAAAUAUUUGCUUUAAUUAUUGAAAUCAGUUUUUCUUUCUUUUCAUCGGAAAUUAAACGUUUCGAAAUGGAAUUUGACUAUUUUUUUUGGUUUGGCGCAAUGACUUUUAUAUUCAACCAAAAUAUACAUCAAAAUAAUGUAUUGAUACAUACAACAAAUGCAUAUAAUGCUCAUGUUUCGUACGAUAACUAACACGUAUAUUUGAGAUCGAAUAUGAUUUAGGAUAUGCCAAUGGUAAUUCAAUCGUUAAUAGCACGUCCAUGCAAUUCUUUUGGCUAUUCAGUUUUAAGUAGACGCAUUUUUCACUCCGUUAUACAUUGCUGCACCCUCAUUUAUAUCAUGAGCUAAUUUUUUUUUUUGGCAAUCACGAACAGCCAAAAUAGUUUUUUUGCAUCAAAAUGUGUAUGUGUGUGUGUGUGGAACACUUCAUUGUUUCAUAUAGAAUCGAUAUGUGUUUUGGCAGCGAACAAAUAAAAUGGUCGGUGUUUUUUCCAUAAUAUCCCUGUAAAAUAUCACUUUGAUUGCAAUCAAGGCACAAACCAAAAGAAUAAAACACAUUUACUUUUAGGGGCAAACAAACAAAUGAGAGAGAAAGUAACCGAAAACCACAAUUCCUUGAGAGGACUUUCUUCUAUUUCUUAAUUUAAUUCUUUAUUGUAUAUUUUAUUCACUAUGUAUCCAAUACUUUUGUAGAGAAAAAUGUUUUAAAAUGAUUUCCUUCUCUUUCCUCCCCAUUUUUUGCGUCUUAGUGUACACAGUAAUAUAAUUUCUUCAAAUUUAUUCUUUUAAAAACUUUUCAUUCUUCUUGAUUUUAAAUUGUUUUCUUGUUCUUCUGGUAAGAGUUAAGAUCUUGGUGAGGUCGCAAGAAGAAAAAAGUCAACACACAAUCUACUUAUUGAGUUAUAAAAUAUUAACGAAAAAAAAAAAAAACGAUAGAAAAAAAUGAUGAGCAUAUGCAAGAAAAUCAAUUCGAAUGAGAACAUGUAAAUGAUAUAUAAACAAAAUAUUUAACAAGGAUUAUAUAACGUUGUAAAAAAUGAAUAAUUAUGUAAAAAGACAGUAUUUUAAUCGAUAGUGAAAAUAAACGGAUAAACAAAAUUUGUUGUGUUAAUAAAAAAAA